CUGAAAACUUCCUUAACUGUGAAAGAUUCAAGUUCACAUGGUCCCGGAGGGAUAUUGACCUAGUGCGAAGGUCACUAGGUCAAUAUAUAAUGUCCUUAGCAGUGGCUAACCCAACAAAGCCAGAAGAAGAAAUUUGGUCCGAUAUUGUUGCCUGUGGAGAACAAGACAUUGAAAUAUGCAUCAUUGAUGAAGAGCAGAACAAAUAUGUUACAGCAGGAAGUCAGACUUUGUCAAAUGCAUCUCGUUCGGACGCUGGAAAUAUGAGCAAUGGUGAAGCCUUUGAUGAAGACAAAACAGAAAUUUGCAACCUAAAUGAACAGACAACACAAUCAGGUAGCAAGACAGCGUCAAAAGUAACCACUUCGUCAGAUGGAAAUACAACCCAUAUCAAGACAAGAAAAGCAGUUAGCAAGACCUCUUCAGAAGCACCUCGAUUGUCACGUGGCAAUAAGAGACGUAACAACAAGAGAAGAUUCCUGUGCUGUGCAGAUACACACUGAAUUGGGUGAACCGGAAUUAUAUUAUUAUACAAAUUUGAUGUUUAAUUUUUCUUUCUUUUCAUGAUACAGUUAUGAUGUUUGUCCUGCAUUUUCUUCGAUUCAGAGUAUAAUUCUGUCGAAGGUGUAUUAAUAACUAUAUUUUUAGAACUUAUGUAAACAGUAUGUUAAUUCGAAUUCCAAAAAUAUGUUUCAUUAUAUUAAGACAUGAAAUCAUGUGUAAGUUUACAUUCCAGAAUUGUUUCCUGCGAAAUACAAGUGUGUAAAAAUUGUAUGUGUUUGAUUUAAAAUGAGAGGUUACUUGACAACA
This is a messenger RNA of Dreissena polymorpha, 807 nucleotides long. RefSeq lists its product as uncharacterized. Bases 90 to 500 code for a protein of 136 amino acids. Lineage: Eukaryota; Metazoa; Mollusca; Bivalvia; Myida; Dreissenidae. The record is from RefSeq and is a predicted model, not a curated record. The transcript is spliced from 5 exons.